Sinocyclocheilus grahami is the source of this 376-nucleotide messenger RNA. Its product is annotated as brain-specific angiogenesis inhibitor 1-associated protein 2-like. The coding region runs from base 58 to 351 and encodes 97 amino acids. The record is from RefSeq and is a predicted model, not a curated record. The transcript has 4 exons. Gene Ontology annotation, biological process: plasma membrane organization; actin crosslink formation; actin filament bundle assembly. Lineage: Eukaryota; Metazoa; Chordata; Actinopteri; Cypriniformes; Cyprinidae. Gene Ontology annotation, cellular component: cytosol; nucleoplasm.
CAAUUUAAUCUAUUUCCUCUUUCUAUCUCUCUCUCUUAAGGGGAUGUGCUUUUUCAGAUGGCGGAGGUUCACAGACAGAUCCAGAUGCAGCUAGAGGACAUGCUGAAAUCAUUCCACAAUGAACUGCUCACAGAACUGGAGAAAAAAGUGGAAUUGGAUGUUCGCUACUUAAAUGCAGCUCUGAAGAAAUAUCAGAUGGAACACAAAAGCAAAGGAGAGAGUCUGGAGAAGUGCCAGGCCGAACUGAAGAAACUGCGCAGGAAGAGUCAGGGCAGCAAGAACCCCUCCAAAUAUGGAGACAAGGAGAUGCAGUUUGAACAUACAGCUUUGAACACACUCGAGAGAGAAUGAGAAAAUUAAACAUGAGCAUGUAUGU